Molecule: messenger RNA, 2700 nt
Organism: Topomyia yanbarensis
Lineage: Eukaryota; Metazoa; Arthropoda; Insecta; Diptera; Culicidae
Product: putative polypeptide N-acetylgalactosaminyltransferase 9
Exons: 4
Coding region: 482-2221 (579 amino acids)
Cellular component (GO): Golgi apparatus
Source: RefSeq, a predicted model, not a curated record
GUUCGGUCGAGUUCAUUCAUUGAUCACUGCCAACGUGGUGACAAAACUACUGUCCGUCCGGUGACGGGUGUAUUGUACUUUUGAGAAACAAGUUGACGUGCUCCGGACACUUGAAUGUGAUAGAUUGAAUACUGGAAACGGUGAACCAAUCAACUAUUCUCAGUGUGUCACCCAGUUGACAGCAUUUGACGCGCAGAAUUUGAUACAUUUUCGCUACAUCUCAGUAGGCUUUAGCGAUCAUUCUAUUCAUUUGAGCUCGUGGAGAGCGGAUGUAAUUGGGCGAAUAAUUGGUGAAACAUAAUUUGGAGAAAUAAUAAUACAAAACGUUGGGUGAGCUAAUAUCUACAGCUGGUUAAAGUUACAUCAUAAAAAUUGUACACUCCCAAGCGCUUAUCAGUCUACCCACAAUGUAUACACUGUUCAAAGCUUUGCUCACCGCAGCACUUUGAUCAGUGGAAGCGAAGUGCUCGACAAGUACACAAUGCGAGCGUCCCGUGUUUUCCCAUCCGCUAGGGUAUUCUUUUUCAUUGUACUAACUCUGCUGGGACUGACCGUUGUAUACUACUACUACAGUCUAUACGACAACGUGAAGGGAGCAGUGUCACAACCAUCCGUGUUUGAAGCUACACGUUCAAAACUAGUCAGCUAUUUUCAGUCGGAGAAUGAAGCCGGUCAAAGCCUACCGGAUGAAAGGGGAACCUAUCCUCCAGGAGAUAUGGGACAACCGGUGGAAUUGGGAACCAAUAUUAAUAAAGACAUCCGGCACCAGAUCGAUGAUGGUUGGGGUACCCAGGGACUGAACCAGUAUGCCUCGGAUAUUGUGUCGGUAUUUCGCCGGCUGCCCGACAUCCGGGACGAUUGGUGUAAGGAACCGGGCCGAUUUCUGGAGGAGCUACCGCCGUCCUCGAUAGUGAUUGUGUUCUUCAACGAAGCGUGGUCGGUUCUAGUCCGGACAGUACACUCGGUGCUGAAUAGGACCCCACCCGAACUGAUUCAGGAGAUUAUUCUGGUGGAUGAUUUUUCCACGUUGGCUCAUCUGAAAACUCAGUUGGAUGAUUAUUUUCGACCGUACAGUAAAGUGCGUAUAGUUCGGGCUGGCCAACGGGAAGGUUUGAUACGAGCGAGAAUACUCGGCGCGAAGAGUGCCCGGGCUGAGAUUGUAACUUUUCUCGAUGCACACUGUGAGGUUAUAGUUGGAUGGCUUGAGGCGCAACUGGAUCGAGUAGCCCGGGAUCCCACCAGAAUCGCGAUUCCCUCGAUCGAUUGGAUCCACGAGGACACGAUGGCACUGAACGCACAAAGUUCGCAACUGUACUUUGGCUCCUUCGAUUGGACAUUGAAUUUUCAGUGGAAAUCACGGUCGGAGAAGAAACGGAAGAUGGAAAAUCCGGUCGAACCGUUCGAUACGCCGGUAAUGGCCGGCGGGUUGUUCACUAUAAAUAAAACUUUUUUCGCCUAUUUGGGAUGGUAUGACGAAGGAUUCGAAACGUAUGGGGCGGAGAAUAUGGAGCUUUCAUUCAAAACGUGGAUGUGUGGCGGUUCGAUGCAGAUUGUUCCCUGUUCGCGGGUUGCGCACAUCCAGAAAAGAGGACACCCUUACAUGGCGCAUUCGCCGGGUGGGUACACGGCCGUUACGCGUAACACCAUUCGACUGGCCGAAGUGUGGCUUGAUGACUACGCGGAAUAUUAUUACGAAUCGUUUGGAGGUGCCAAAAACCGGAUCAAAUUUGGCGAUGUGUCCGAGAGAAAGGCACUGCGAAAGCGACUGAAUUGUGAAUCGUUUCGGUGGUACAUGGAAAAUGUUUUCCCGGAACAGUUCGAUCCUUCGAAGGCCGUUGGUCGGGGGGAAUUUCGCAGUGCGGUCGGUGCAGGGGAUCAGUGCCUCGAAUGGCCUCCUCCACUGGUAGAGCGAGGUGUAGCCAGCUGUCACGGCCAGGGAGGCCAUCAAUUGUGGUUUUUCACCUCGGACGGGGAGAUUACGCGGGAAGACCACUGUAUGGAUUUCGAUGGGACGAAACUGGAUAUGAUUCGUUGCCAUCGGAUGAAGGGCCACCAGCUGUGGGUGUUCGACAGUGACAGUAAACAGUUCCGGCAUGUCUAUCAUAAGCGGUGCCUGGAGUGGGAUGCUGGGAAACUCAAAAUGAGUGAUUGUGCCGAGGUGGGAACGAAACAGCAAUGGUUAAUACAGCACUAUAAUGCCAGUAAUUUGAAGCCGCUUUAGCGCGUUGAAAUAAGCGACAGAAUGAGGAUCAGUGAUAGAGUGUAGAAGAAAACUACUGGCUAAUCAAGUCAUGAGGGUAAAUUCGAAGACUCCAUAUUAAGAAGACUGAUAUCUCUUUCCUUCCCCCACACAAACGAGAAGCGACAGAUGUUACACCGCCUCUAUUGGAGGAAGGUAGGAAGCUUACUGUAAAACUGUACAUGUGUGUGUGCAUCACUAUGAGAAGUACCACCUUUACCCGCAAGUGGCGUUGCUGUUACUGUCUCCAGAUUCUGGACAGAGUUGCCAGUCUUCUUGAUAUGCAGUCUUCGGUAAAUUCUAAUUCAAGUGAUUCCACUGAGUGUAACUUUCUAUUAAAAGUUAUUACUGUAUUAUUGAUUUGCACUAUUUAUUAACAGUAUUUUAGUAAACAGACUAUUUCCAUCAAUGUUGGAAAAGCAAAAAGUGUAACGCUUCAAUAAAAACAUUUUGGGGACCUG